AUGCAGCUGGGCGCUGGAAGCGUGAUUCCCUCCACUUUAUUCACUCUUGCUCUGCUGGCCCUUCUGACCGGCCAAUCGUCUGCGUCUCUGGGAGAUCACCUACCUGAUUUCAAAGAAUGCGUCAAGGUCUGUAAAACCGAGAACUGCCAGGGCGGCAAUUCGGUGCUACCUCUGCACCACCGCCUGUUACUAUGGACCUGCCCGGCUGAAUGCGACUAUACCUGCCAACAUGUCAUUACCGAUCGUCGAGUCUCGCGUGAUCCCCCGAUGCUGAACCCUGUUGUUCAAUUCCACGGCAAAUGGCCGUUCCGGAGGAUUCUGGGGAUGCAGGAACCCUUCUCGGUGCUGUUCUCCUUUCUCAACUUCGCAGCCCAUUGGCACGGCAUGUCCCGAGUUCAGGAGUCGAUCCCUGCCUGGCACUCUAUGCGGAAAUAUUACAUGAUGUUUGGAUAUAUUGGGCUGGCAAGCUGGACAUUCAGCAUGAUCUUCCACACGAGGGACUUUGACUUUACCGAAAAGCUGGAUUAUUGGGCGGCCGGCGCCAGCGUCUUGUAUGGUCUCUACCUGGCCGUGGUCCGCAUCAUGCGCCUUGAUUUGGAGAAUCCCCCCUACCGCCCCACGUUGCGUCGCCUAUGGACGGUGAUCUGCCUCAUGCUCUACACCAUGCAUGUCUGUUACCUCAGCUUCUGGUCGUGGGAUUACACAUACAACAUGGCGGCGAACGUGGCGGUUGGCAUUGUCCAGAACCUGCUGUGGACUGGAUUCAGUAUUUUCCGUUAUCAGAAGUAUUUGAAGUCCUGGACAGCCUGGCCUGGUAUGAUUGUCGCGUGGAUCAUUCUGGCCAUGAGUUUGGAGUUACUCGACUUCCCGCCCUGGCAUGGCUUGAUUGAUGCGCACAGUUUGUGGCAUUUAGGCACUGUAGUCCCCACUGCUUGGUGGUACUCGUUCCUCAUCAAGGAUGCGCAGGACGAUAUCGCUGGACACCGACUCAAGGCGUAA
Messenger RNA from Penicillium canariense, 999 nucleotides. RefSeq names its product PGAP3/PER1 family protein. Gene Ontology annotation, biological process: GPI anchor biosynthetic process. Gene Ontology annotation, molecular function: hydrolase activity, acting on ester bonds. The transcript has 4 exons. Bases 1 to 999 code for a protein of 332 amino acids. The record is from RefSeq and is a predicted model, not a curated record. Lineage: Eukaryota; Fungi; Ascomycota; Eurotiomycetes; Eurotiales; Aspergillaceae. Gene Ontology annotation, cellular component: endoplasmic reticulum membrane.